Corticium candelabrum is the source of this 1356-nucleotide messenger RNA. RefSeq names its product serine/threonine-protein kinase Nek3-like. The transcript has 8 exons. Bases 162 to 1277 code for a protein of 371 amino acids. Gene Ontology annotation, biological process: protein phosphorylation. NCBI's taxonomy places the organism in Eukaryota, Metazoa, Porifera, Homoscleromorpha, Homosclerophorida, Plakinidae. The record is from RefSeq and is a predicted model, not a curated record. Gene Ontology annotation, molecular function: ATP binding; protein serine/threonine kinase activity.
UUAAAAUUUGCAUAUUUUUAAUUUUUUAAAAUUUAAAUUUAAAAUUUUAAUAUUUUGAUUUCAAAUUUUAUAUAAAGUUUUAAAUUUUUAAUUUUAAAAUUGGAAUUCUUAAUUUUAGUAUUUAAAUUUUUAUUUUUUAUUUUACGUUUCCAUUUUUAAAAAUGUUUGGUUGCAGCAUGUUAGAAAUUCCUUUGCCGGCUAACGUAGUAAAUCUAUAUGGCUCAACCAAGGCCGCGGAUGGCCUCGCAUGUCCAGUGACUAUGGGAAAUCUGCUGUCCAAGUCUGGCGAUUCGUCAUCCGUUCGAGAGGGAGCCGCGUUCAGACCCGACUUUUCACGAAAUUUCUUAACCAGUUACCGUGUUGUGUGCCAAAUCGGUAAAGGAGCGUUUGGGUCCGUUUACAAGGUGUUCGAUCGCUCUACUAAUGCCGUCUGGUGCGCCAAAGUCAUUCGCUCAAACGCGCAUUCCUCGUUGAACGAGGUGAAGGAAAUGAAGAAGUUUGAUAAUUGUCAUAUUGUUCAACUCAAAGAUGUGAUUGUGGACACGUCUAUUGGUCAUAUCUACAUUGUUAUGGAGUAUUGUGAGGGAGGAACGUUGAGGUCGUGGGUCAAAAGAAACAGGAAACAUUUCAUGCUUACAGAAUCCUUGAUACUGCAUAUGCUUUAUCAGAUAUGUCAAGCAGUGUACAGUUGUCACGAGCUGCGUACCAUUCAUCGCGAUUUGAAGCCCGAAAAUGUUCUACUCACUCGUGAUCGCACGAUCAAGUUGUGCGAUUUUGGAGUCGCCAGACACUUGGACGAAGACACGGCUGCUGCGUCCUUUUGUGGCACUCCACCAUACAUGGCACCAGAAGUGUUUCUCUCAUACAUGCGACGCUGCAAGGGGCAAACCAUCGAAGGAUACAGCUACAAAUCCGAAGUGUGGUCAAUAGGAUGCAUGCUGCUUGACAUGUCAACCGUGAAGGGAGUCUUUGUCUGUGAAAGAACGAGCCCUCUUGGCCUACUAGCUGCUGAAGCGACCCACGGGAGUCUUGCCUCUUCGAGAUCAUCACGACCGGAUAUUCAAAGACUCGUGGAGGAUGAAAUACCAGUAGAUUAUAGGAUUAUACGGCGGUUGUUGCCUCUCAUGCUGGAUCUGGAUGCUGAUAGUAGGAUCAGUUUGGAGGCCAUACUGACUGAUGGUGAUGUCAAGCGUGCGUUACAAACGCCAAAUGAACAAAGAUGGCACGACUCGUUGGGCAUCGAACUAGGAUUAUCAUCAGAAGGUACUCUUGUAUAGUAACUCAACGACAUAAACAUAAUGUCCCACGAAUGGGUGAGGCUGUGACGUCAGCCAUGUGACGCGCGAGCGCUGCACA